This is a messenger RNA of Nicotiana attenuata, 1108 nucleotides long. RefSeq names its product lipid phosphate phosphatase epsilon 2, chloroplastic. Gene Ontology annotation, cellular component: intracellular membrane-bounded organelle; endoplasmic reticulum membrane. Gene Ontology annotation, molecular function: dolichyldiphosphatase activity. Gene Ontology annotation, biological process: protein N-linked glycosylation; lipid biosynthetic process. The coding region runs from base 217 to 1020 and encodes 267 amino acids. Lineage: Eukaryota; Viridiplantae; Streptophyta; Magnoliopsida; Solanales; Solanaceae. The transcript has 4 exons. The record is from RefSeq and is a predicted model, not a curated record.
CUAUCAGCUAUGCGCCAAACUCUAGAAUCGUACCAACAAAAUGGGAUUAUUUGACGAACUAACGAUUGCCACUUGUUAUUAAUUUCUUCUUUUUUCUUUCCUUCUACCACUUAAAUUCUCAAAACCUUGUAUUUUCUUCAUGUAAGUUGAGAACUCGUCCCAUUAUAUUUCUGCCAGUGGGGCUCUGCUUUCAACUAAAAAAAUAUACAACACAAAAUGUCUACCAUAACUACCCUUGUUUUUUCACCCUUAAUUCAGUUUCCUAAACCCAAAUCAUUUUCCACUUCUAAAUUGAAUUUCCGUAGUAAAUUCACUUUCUUAUCCCGUGAUAAAAAAUACCCAUAUCCCAAUAUGGCGGAUUUAGUAAGAAGUCAAGCUAGUGUAGGUGAUGAUGGAGUGGGUGUAAAAAUUGGAGGUUUUGAACAAGAAGCUUUCAUUGAUGGGUCCUCAAUUUCUGCUACUGGUGGACUCAACGCCACUCUCAAUAAGUUGAGUAAGUGGCUGGUGGCUGCAGUUUUUGGUAUAAUCUUCCUUUGGAGGCAUGACGCAGAAGCACUUUGGGCUGCUUCUGGUUCUGUUCUGAAUGCCUGGCUCUCAACUGUACUGAAGAGAAUACUGAACCAAGAGCGACCCGUUUCUACACUAAGAUCAGACCCUGGAAUGCCAUCUUCUCAUGCACAGUCUAUCAUCUAUGCAGCGACAUUCUGUAUUGUCUCAAUAGUAGAAUAUUUUGGGUUAAACGGAAUCACCGCAGUCAUUAGCGCACUUAUCUUUGCAAUUGGCUCCUACUUUUCAUGGCUACGGGUUUCACAACGGCUUCACACAACCAGCCAAGUAGCCGUAGGUGCUGUUUUAGGAUUCUCUUUCUCCGUUUUCUGGUUUUGGUUGUGGGAUGCAAUAGUCCUGAAGGCAUUUAUAUCCCACUUGUGGGUUCGGCUUAUUAUCGUUCUUGGCACUGCCGCCAUUUGUGUCAGCUUUCUCCUAUAUGUGGUUCGAUACUGGGUUCUUGAGGAAAACUGAUUCUUUAUAAAGUGAGAAAGUAAACACUAACAUUGAUCAUUUUAGAGCAACUAAUUAACCAUACAAAGCUUAUAAUUUCCACGCAAAA